Messenger RNA from Sclerotinia sclerotiorum 1980 UF-70, 951 nucleotides. RefSeq lists its product as hypothetical. The coding region runs from base 1 to 951 and encodes 316 amino acids. The transcript has 2 exons. NCBI's taxonomy places the organism in Eukaryota, Fungi, Ascomycota, Leotiomycetes, Helotiales, Sclerotiniaceae. The record is from RefSeq and is a predicted model, not a curated record. Gene Ontology annotation, biological process: steroid biosynthetic process. Gene Ontology annotation, molecular function: 3-beta-hydroxy-Delta5-steroid dehydrogenase (NAD+) activity.
AUGUCUUCGCCUCAUAACAACUCCGUGCUUGUGAUCGGUGGAUGUGGUAGUCUUGGUCAUCACAUUGUCAAACAGUCGUUUGAAGACCCUGAGUUGUCCGAUAUUGCAGGCUUCGAUCUUUUCACCGACGUCAACAUCAACGGUACAUCCAUACUUCUUUCGUGUAUCAAAGAAGUCGGAGUCACGGCCGCUCUCAUCUACACAUUCAGUUCCUCCGUAAUCCACCACAACAUGACCAAUCUUGUCAGGGCCACAGAAUAUCAUCCUUUAUGCUUUGAGCCCGAGAAAACUGAAUAUUACACGCACACCAAAGCUGUAGCUGAGCAACUCAUCGUCAGUGCAAACAAGAAAGGCGAGCUCUACAGUGCAAUUAUUCGUGCUGCUUUGCUCUUUGGCGAGAGUGAUACAACAUCUGCACCUAAAAUGGUCGAGAAUGCUCGAGCCGGACGUGCAAAAUUCCAGGUUGGAGACGGCACCAAUCUUUAUGAUUUUACAUACAUCGGAAAUACAGCUUAUGCGCAUCUGCUAGCAAGAAAGGCACUUCUUCGAGAAUUCGACGCUACUGAGCCUUUUCCAGAUGAUAUGAAGGUCAAUGGCGAAGCUUUUGUCAUUACGAACGACAACCCAUGGCCAUUUUGGGAAUUUACAAGAGCUGUUAGUGCUGCAGCCGGUCAUCCGGUCAACAAAGAAAAAGUAUGGGUUGUUCCAGCAUCUGUCUACUAUGUAUUUACCGUUAUUGUAGAAUGCACAGUUGGGUUGUUCAGUUUUGGUCGCAAGGAGCCAAUGAUUAAUCGGCGCAUGAUCAAGUAUCUUACACUGACUCGGACCUUUGAUAUUUCCAAAGCAAAACAGAGAUUAGGAUACAGACCCCUAGUCUCUAUGCAAGAAGGAAUUCUAAGAGCCGUGGACUAUUAUGUUGCACAUCACCUGGAGAAGAAGAAAAACGUUUGA